UAUAAUUUAGAAACCAUGAUCUUCAAGCUUCAAGCGUUCUCAGACGACUUGUUUUUAACAAUGAAUUAUCUGAAUACGUUUUAUCUGUCAAAGCUAACAGCUUCUUUCUGUCUAAGAACUGAUGUUUUUCUUACUCAUUGAUUUCUUGAUCCGGUUAUUGUUAAAUUUGUCUCUGUGCUCGAUGUUUUGUGAUAAAAAUAAUUUAGAAUCCACAGUUUAGAAACACGGAAUCUUAUAGCAGCUGCUGUUUCGAUUGGCUUUUUUACAAAGGAUCUUAUAUUCACGAGAAUCAUUUGGGUUAUAUUUUCAUAUUGCUCCAUGGAUCACAUGUCGGCCAAGGUUUUACAUGGUAUGAACUUGAGUAUCACUUCAAGUAAAAAUUAACUUCUUCAAUCAGCAUCAGCUCUGCAGUUUUUUUGGUGUAAUUUAUUUUUCAUGCCUUGAGAGAUCCUUCGCCAGUUUGGGCUUGUAGGCAGUCCUUUAGUAUUUCAAGUUAAAAAAUUGUUUUUAUUUUAUUUUAUUUUGAUCUGCACAAAAAAGGGACAGGGAAUUGAAUUUCAUACUCGUAACAACAAAACUUACCAGAGAAUUUAGUGGACCACUUCGAGCUGGUGCUAUGCUCACCCUGCUGUUUGUAUAUGACCCUUUGCCUCCUGAAUCUUUUGGUAACUUGUGAUAAAAGUGUUUAUAAUCAUUUUUGACACUCGUCACCGUUAUACUAAGUAAAUGGAUCCGAGGAGGUUGCUGUUGCAGAACCCAGACCUUUUGUAUGAAAUUCAUUUGUAACAGUAGCAUGCUUCACAAUGAGAGCAGAAUUAGCUAUCUUAAAUGUUGUGGGGAAGUAAAAAAUCAACGAUGUGCCAUUAAAUGUUAAAGAACAAUGUUAUUACUACGAAAUUAAUAUUAGAACAUGCACGCAUAGUGCUGAUUUUAAAGUAUCUUUGAAGUGUUUUUACUCGCAAUGAUAGCUCACAUUUCAGUCAAAAAUAUCAAAUUAGACCGUAGUAGAUCUCUAAUAUUUUGUCGAUGUCCUGAUGAUGACUUCCAUAAAUAUAUUUUUGUCUAAUAUAUGUAGCUAGGCAACGUCAAAAUGAGUUAAUCAUUCUUUCUGUUUUCCUCUUUCAGCAAUCUGAGUCGUAUCUCAUUCUCAGGUAAGACUAGCUUCUUCCACAAAAGCAGCCUUCAAAGUUAAUGCAGAUAGAUUUGAAAAGUUUGAAGGAGCCUUCAAAUUACAAGACAAGCUAUAUGUGUUGCUUACAUGGGAACAUGACUGCUUUGAGUUUAAUAAUGUUGUCUUCAGCCUUCUUCAUGAGUCAAGCUCUGGAAUGCUGGUUACUGGAAUUGACUUGUCAAAUCUAAUUCUGGUAGUGUAGGUCCUGAAGGAGGUGUAACACACAAGUGCUGACAUAAAAUUUUUGGAGAGAUUUCGUAACUUGGUUAUCUUAGAGUCUUUGUUCUUAUUUUCUUUCCUUUUCUUUCUUACAUAGGUAAGCUUAGAGGUAACAUCCUAUACAAAGCUGACACAAUCAAUAAGGAUCGUGUUACUUUUAUUUAUCAGUAUGUUAUGAUUUUCCAACUUUUCCCAUAUAAUUAUUUUAUUGCCCACAAUAAGAAAAUGAAGUGCUCAGAUUUGUCAAGGCUUUUGAACUCCUUUAUAUUUUUUGCGUUUUUAUUGUACGUCCAGAGCAACCAUAGUCUUGAAACAUGGCUGCUUGAGAGAUUCUGUUUGUUACCUGAAUAGACUUUGAUAUUGGAAUCUCACCUUUACACAUGGCUGAAGUUUAUUACGAGGCCCAACUUAAAUUUAUCUUUUAAUUGUGAUAUAUAUGUCAGUUUUCCGUCAUCCAUUUUUUUUUUAAUGAAAAUAUAUUUACACGCAAACGCUGGCAUUCCUACGUCAGUUUGUUUUCUUUUUCCUUGAUGCCCCAGAUACCGAUGAAAACAGAACAAGUAAUGAAGCAGCUGAAACCAACUUUUUUCAGGAAUGUUGUGAAAGAUAUUCCAAGACCUGGUCCAAGUUCUCCAGGAGACAACAUGAAAGUUAACGUGGUUGAUUGCAAAGCGCAGGAACUUGUUUCUCCAAAUGCUCCUUUAGAAGAGGACAGACCUGGGGAAGUAAAAAUGGAGGCUUCCAUAACACCAGAUGAUGUUAUACGAGCUGGUGGCUUUGGAGCUAGAGAUGAUAUAAGUAGCUUUCUUCCUGUUGCAAGUGAUUCAACAGGCUUUGAAGCAACAAUCCUUGAUGCUAAAAACUAUGAAGAGCCACAGGGAGAAAUACAAAGCCCAGGUCUUGGCUGGACAGAAGCGACAGAAAGGAAGCAGUUGUUUUGCCAGUCCUUGAGACCUAGUUGCCACAGACAACUUUUUCUGGUGUUUCUGGCUUCUGAUAUUUUGUGGCAUGUUCGUAACAUGUAACUCCGUGGUUUAAAUUUAUUAGCUAUUUAUUUCAUGUUUCUGUUUGCA
Molecule: messenger RNA, 2463 nt
Organism: Populus nigra (black poplar)
Lineage: Eukaryota; Viridiplantae; Streptophyta; Magnoliopsida; Malpighiales; Salicaceae
Exons: 1
Coding region: 1921-2415 (164 amino acids)
Source: RefSeq, a predicted model, not a curated record